Molecule: messenger RNA, 527 nt
Organism: Ruditapes philippinarum (Manila clam)
Lineage: Eukaryota; Metazoa; Mollusca; Bivalvia; Venerida; Veneridae
Product: temptin-like
Exons: 3
Coding region: 67-468 (133 amino acids)
Source: RefSeq, a predicted model, not a curated record
UAUAGAAAGGACAUUUUUAUAAUCUAUCUCUUUAUUCCGUCAAAUUCGAAUUACGAUAAAGGGAAAAUGCUCGGGCUACUGGUAUUAUUUACGAGUGUCGCUGUGACGCUUUGUCAUCCAUAUUACAGGGAUAGAAUACCUAACGGACACUUCGUGCCGAAUCCAUGCGGUAGUGGGGUAUGGGAGGCUGUAGGACACUUCGAUCCAUUACAUCAUACACACGAUAAGAAUCCGUUCGGAAUGGAUUUUGCAGCUGCUGGACACAUGUGGACUGCUGCCUUGUGUGCCAAAGAUAGCGACGGUGACGGUGCUACUAACGGCGUGGAGCUCGGCGAUCCAACUUGUGUAUGGACCGUAGGCGCGGAUCCCACCGGAUCAGCGACAGGCCAUCCAGGUAUCUGUAACCCUGUUGGAAGUUGUUCCCAAGCUUUCUAUUGCGGUUGCCAUGGUCACAACUGUGUCGGAUAAGAAGUAAAAACGUGUUGCUGAAAUUAGUGUAGAGAUGUAAUUAAAUACAGUAAAAUAUG